CAACUAAUUUUACUGUCAUGGUCAUCAGUAAAUAUUUCUUUUUACUCGCACGAAAGCAAAAAAUUCGCAAGUGUCUAGAACAUAUCGAUAUUGAUUGGCGAAGAGCCAAACAAUCAGAAGAUCGAGAAGUCAUGCUUGCAUAUGCAAAAAGUGGUAGAUUUAUUUCAACUAUAUGUGCUAGUUUUAUGUAUGGAGGUGGAAUUUUGUAUCAAACCAUUGCUCCACUUGCUAGGGGUAAAAUCCUAACAGCUAAUAACAUCAGUAGAUAUCCAUUACCAUAUCCAGUUUAUGCAGGACUUUUUGUUGCUGAUCGCAGUCCCUAUUAUGAAAUUGUGUUUACAUUUCAAUGGAUUUCAAGUUUUCUUAGAUAUAGCAUCAACGUGGCUACUUGUAGUCUUGGUGCAGUUGUUGUUUUACAUACAUGUGGCCAAUUGAAAAUUGUAAUAUCUAGACUAGAAAAUUUUAUCAAUACUCAAGAUACAAUAGUUGAAAUAAAAUAUAAAGUUGCUGAGAUUGUAGAGCUACACCUUCGGUCUAUGAGUUUUAUAACUCAGAUAGAAGAGGUAUUGAAUGAAGUUUGUCUAAUAGAAGUGCUUGGGAGUACGACAAUUAUAUGCUUGAUUGGUUACUACAUUUUGAUGGAAUUUGAAACAGAUCAUCUACGAGCCAUUGACUUGUCAACCUACAGUGUUCUAUUCACGUCAUUUACAUUCAACAUUUUUAUACUCUGUCAUAUUGGUGAGAAGCUCUCCCAGCAGAAACAAGAAGUUGGUACAAUAGCUUAUAUGAUUGACUGGUAUAAAUUAUCCGGAAAGGAUGCGCGAAUGUUGAUUUUAUUAUUACGAAUUUCUAAUUAUCCAAUCAGAUUAACUGCUGGAAAAAUGGCAGAAUUAUCAUACCGUAGUUUUGCAUCUAUUAUCAAAACUUCAAUGACAUUUUUGAAUCUAUUGCGAACUAUACUUCAGUAUUUAAAAAGACAUCUGGCCAUCAACAUGCUUAAAAAACCCGAGAUUCUACGACCAGUACCUAAACCGACAGAUCAAUCAAAAAAUGAUAUGAAAUACAGUAUUGAAAUAAAUCGUUGGUUUUUGAUACCACUUGGUAUACUACCCUUCAGAGAUAAACCAACGUUUAUCCAUAAAUGCAUUUCAUACAUUUUUGUUCUCAUUUGUGCUACUCUUUUGUGUUUUAUAUUUAUUCCGACUUUGUUACAUAUGUUACUUGCAAAUAUCAAUUUAAAAAUAAAAAUAAAGUUAAUAGGACCUACAAGUUUUACCAUCAUGGUGAUGAGUAAGUAUUGUUUUCUAUUAGCACGAAAGAAAAAAAUUCGCAAGUGCCUAGAACAUAUCGAUAUUGACUGGAGAAGAGCAAAUCAAUCAGAAGAUCGAAAAAUCAUGCUCGCUUCUGCAAAAAAUGGUAGAUUUAUCUCGACUCUUUGUGCUAGUUUCAUGUAUGGUGGUGGCUUUUUUUAUCAAACAAUAGCUCCCUUAUCAAGAGGUAAAAUCCUAACAGCUAGUAACAUUAGCCGUCAUCCACUUCCAUCUCCAGUAUACGCAGGGCUAUUUACUGCAGACCAUAGUCCUUAUUAUGAAAUAGUUUUCGCAACUCAGUGGAUUUCUAGUUUCAUCAGAUACAGCAUCAACGUCGCAACAUGUAGUUUAGGUGCUGUGUUAGUUCUACAUGCAUGUGGCCAAUUACAAAUUGUUAUGUCUAGACUGGAGAGUUUCAUUAAUAAACGUGACACGCAAAUUGAAGUUAAAUAUAAAAUUGCUGAAAUUGUUGAACUUCAUCUGCGAUCUAUGAGUCUGAUUGUUCGUAUCGAGGAGCUUUUAAAUGAAGUUUGUCUUGUGGAAUUCCUUGGAUGCACAAUUAAUAUAUGUCUGCUUGGGUAUUAUAUUAUAGCACAUUCAAGACCUAUUGAAAUAUUAACAUAUGGUGUUCUUUUUAUAUCAUUUACUUUCAAUAUUUUUAUAUUUUGUUAUAUCGGUGAGCUAUUAACUCAACAGGGACAAAAAGUUGGCAUGAUAGCUUAUAUGAUUGAUUGGUACAAGUUACCAGAAAAUGAUGCAAAAAUGUUAAUUCUAGUUCUAACUAUGUCCAAUUAUCAAAAUAGUAUAACAGCUGGUAAAAUGGCACAACUUUCAUAUCGAAGCUUUGGUGGUAUUUUAAAAACAGCAAUGGCUUAUUUAAAUUUUUUGAGAACACUUGUUUAAAAAAUUAUUUUUCUUUUAAAUUCUCAUCAUGAUAGAAGAAUUAAU
Messenger RNA from Chelonus insularis, 2258 nucleotides. RefSeq names its product odorant receptor 85b-like. NCBI's taxonomy places the organism in Eukaryota, Metazoa, Arthropoda, Insecta, Hymenoptera, Braconidae. The transcript is spliced from 10 exons. Gene Ontology annotation, cellular component: plasma membrane. The record is from RefSeq and is a predicted model, not a curated record. Gene Ontology annotation, molecular function: olfactory receptor activity; odorant binding. Gene Ontology annotation, biological process: sensory perception of smell; detection of chemical stimulus involved in sensory perception of smell. The coding region runs from base 18 to 2213 and encodes 731 amino acids.